AUGGCUGCAGCACCACCAGGUUCCUCCUUAAUGGAGGGGGGCCCCCAUGGUGUAGUGGGGCCCCAUAGUGUACAGCUUGAAGGCGAAGCAGAGGAUGAGCAGCAGCAGCAGCAGCAGCAGCAGCAGCAAUUGCUGCUGCAGCUCGGCCCUCCCCCUUGCGAAGAAGGGGGCAAAAGCAGCGCAGUGGCGCCUGGCAUGGCUGCUGCAGCAGGCGCAACAGAUGCAGCGGUAGAAGGAACUGCUGCAGCAGCAGAAGUAGGGACAGUAGGAGAAGCAGCAGCAGCAACAGCAGCACCAGCAGCAGAAACAGAUGGAUAUCUGCUGCAGUGGUUCCCUGGCUUUGAUCUCCCCAUUGGCCUCAAAGGCCGCGCUAUCCUUAGGCGGGUCCUCAACCAAAGACGCUCUCUUGAUGCAGCAAGAUGUAAGGCGAUCCUAUCGGAGCACGGGAUCGUGUUGGGAAGAGGCGUUCCCGGGCAUACAACAAAUUGGGGGGGUCUGACAGUGAAGGAGCUGCUGCAUGCAGCACAUCUGCUAGGCUGCUGGAAGCAAGUAGAGGAGCUGUGUCUUUCAUUUUGCUGCAGCAACGGCCUGAAGAUAGAGUGGGUAAAAGAGCUUAGAGCAAAGGGCCCCCAGCAAGUAACGCUUGCAAACCUGCUGUCUAUGAAGAGAAGUGCAGCAGCAGAAGCGCGCAAGAAAAGGCAGCAGCAGCAAUGCAACACCAGCAACACUCCUGCUGCUGCUGCCGCCACUGCCGCUGCUGCUGCUGCAGCUGCUGCUGCUGCUGCUGCUGCUCCCUCAUCACUCAACACGCCCACCAACAAGGGGGCAGUCACACCCGAAGAUAUCGCCAGUGCAACUACUGCUCCGUCAACAACAGCAGCAGCAGCAGCAGAAGAAGAAGAAGCAGCAGAUAGUAAAGGAGCUGCUGCAGGGAAAAGAGGGGGUUUCAGGCAAACAGCAGCAGGUCUCAGGUUGCGAAGGAACUGCACUAGGGCGAGGCGUAAACGCAUCGACCUCCAGCAGCAGCAGCAGCAGCAGCAGCAGCAGUUGCUGCUGCUGCACCCACAGGAAGUGGAGAGCACCAAUAGCAGCACGCCCACAGCAGCAGCAGCAGCAGCAGCAGCAGCAGACUCCAGUUUCAGCUGCUCCAUGGCGAGCUUCUCUUUGCCUCCUUCAGCGGAAGCAGAUCAAGGAGAGGGGCCGUCGGGCGGCCAUUCGCAGCAGCAGCAGCAGCAGCAGCAGCAACUCCUGCAGCAGCAGCAGCAGCAGCAGCACGAACCCCAGCUGCUGGAAACCGUCUUAUCUCCUGAACCCUCCGAGGUCUCCUUGGGGGCCCCUCAGGGGCCCCCACCGUCGUUUGCUCCUCUUGAGGGAAGCGUGAGGGCUACAAGCAACCGACGCAACAGCAGACGGCAGCAGCAACAGCAGCAGCAGCAGCAGCAGCAGCAGCAAAGGUUGCUUAUGAUGCACGCAUCCCCUGCAGCUGCGCAGCAGCCCACCGACAACUCUGCAGCAGCAGCAGCAGCAGCUGCUGCUGCUGCUGCUGAAGGGAUGCCUGCUGUGUGCUCAGGGCCCCCCAACUGGGUUGCCUCGUACGGGCCCUCUACCUCAGCUAUGAUAGACGUCAAGGGCCCCCCUCAGGGGCCCCCGGAGGGGCCCCCUGAGGGGCCCUCUGUGGGGCCCCCUGUGGGGCCCCACACCGAGGUACCCCUGAGGGCAUCGUUCGGUGACCCCACAUGGUACAUGCAGCAGCAGGAGCUGCAGCAGCAAGAGCCGCAGCAGCAAAUGCAGCCGCAAGUGCAGCAGCAGCAGCAGCAGCAGCAGCAUGAGAUGCAACGGCCUCUGCUGCUGCAGCAAGAACAGCAACCAGGAGGAGGUCUGGUUGGAUUCCCUGGGCUGCAGUGGACCUCUGCUCUGUGCGCCGUCGAAAAGAAAGAGGAAGCAGCAGCAGCAGCAGCAGCAGCAGCAGCAGCAGCAAGCGCAGGAGCAGCUGCAGCAAAUGCACCAGCAGCAACUGUGCCGGCACGAGCAGCAACAGCAGCAGAAGCGGCAGCUGCUGCUGCUGCCCAGCAGCUGCAGCUUGAAGACUGUUACCUUGAGCCUCCCUAUCCCUUUCACGGUCCUCACCACACCUCCAGCACCACAGAUCCAGCAACAGCAGCAGCAACAACAGCAACAGCAGCAGCAACAGCAAAUGCAGCAGCAGCAGCAGCAGCAGCAGCAGCACUUGGACCUGACCCGCCCACAUCGCUGCUGUGCGAGUGGGAACGAACGUCUCAAAAGAUCAGCAACUUGCAGCAGCAGCAGCAGCAGCAGCAGCAGCAACAGCUCCCCGCUCCGCAACAGCCCUGGUUGGCCCCUAUGCCUUAUAGUAUUGGUGGGGCCCCCCCAGUAUCUCUGCAUACGCCUGAAGGUGCCUUGAUGCAGCAGUUUGCUGCUGCUCCCCAGCCGCUGCUGCAGCAUCUGCCACCCGCGCAGCUGCAGUGCAGCAAAGGGGGCCUCCAGGACAGCAGCAUUAGCAGCUGCAGCAGCAGCACCAGCAGCAGCAGCAGCAGCGACGUCAGCUGCUCAUCCUGGCAGGUUAAGGCACCCAGCAGCAGCAGAAGCAGCAGCAGCAACUGUGCAGCAAGAGGCACUGAAGGCCCGCAGGCACCGCAGAGGCGGACUGCAGCAAGAGGCCCUCAUGCUGCUGCUGCCUCACGACCCCGGCAUCGCACGAAGGCUGCUGCCGCCGCAGCAGCAGCAGCAACAGCAGCAGCAGAUCAGCAGCAGCUUCGAACGGCCCCAUCCGGCUUCCCGUCCCUGCAGCAGCUGCUGGCCUCCAGCAGCAGCGACAGCUGCAGCUGCUGCAGCGCCAGCAGCGGAGAUGAGGAGACAGCCUACCCUUCUUUGCUUCCUGCUCAUGGUCUGGGCCUCUCCUAUGGGGGCCCCCAAGCCGCACUGCAGCAGCAGCAGCAGCAACAGCAGCAGCAGAUGAGCUUCGAAGCCUCAUCCGCAGCAGCGGCUGCAGGGGACUUCCACGAGGCAGCAGCAAAGGAUGAAGGCUUAGCCCUCUCAGGCGGCCCUGCUUUGCUAGGAGGCGCAGCAGCAGCAACGGCAGCAACUGCAGCUGCUGCAGCAGCGCAGCAGCAAAACCCUUGGCACGCAUUUGGGGCCCCUUCUGGGUCGCCGUAUGGGGGGGAGAGGGCUGUUGGGGGCGCAGCAGCAGCAGCAGCAGCAGCAGCAGCACCAACAGCAGCAGCAGCAGCAACCGCAGCGGAGGCAGCAGCAGGAGAGGCAGCAGCAGAAGUGCAUGCAGCAGCGCCGCAGCAACAUGACUGGUGGUCUGCAGGGACAGACACCCCGCUGCUGCUGUCUCCAGGGCCCACGCCUGUGGGGCCCCCCCCGUGGGGCCCCCAAGACGCAACUGAGGCCCUAUUCAGAACCGAAUGCAACCUGCAGCAGCAGCAGCAGCAGCAGCAACAGCAACAACAACGACAGCAACAACCCCUCCUACAGCAGCAGCAGCAGCAGCUCCUGCUGCAGCAGCAAGAGGAAGCUCUCUCAGGGGCUCUUCGUCUUCCUGCACACUGCGCUCUGUUAGAAGAAUGGGGGGCCCCAGGGGCCCCCCCCAAUUCAAGUGCACUACCAAGAGACAAUAAUGUAGGCAUUCAGCCAGCAGCAGCAACUGAUGCUGAUGCUGCUGCUGCUGCUGCUGCAGCUGACUCUGUCGCUGCGCAGCUGCAGCCAGACACAGCUGACCCGCAGACAAACGCAUCUUGCCUAGAACUGCAGCGGCAGCAGCAGCAGUUACUGCUGUUAGAGCAGCAGCAACUGCAGCAACUGCAGCAGCAGCAGCUCCAGCAGCAAGUGCAAAACCCACGCCCGAGACGCAGGGCUAAGGGUAACGGGAUCGAGCAGCAGGGACAGAAGAGACAGCGAAAUGAUAGCUCCAGAAGCAGCAGGAAACGCAGUGAGCAGCAGCAGCAGCAGCAGCGGUUGCUGCUGCAGCACGAAGUGCCCUCCUGCCUCCCUGCGCAGCCGCAGGUACAUCAGCAGUUGCUGCUGCAGCAAACAGCGGUACCCAUUCAACAGCCAGCGGAAAUCUGCAGCAGCAGCAGCAACAGCAGCAUGCUGCAGCAGCAAGUUUCUUCUCACUUGCACCCGGAACAGGACAGUUUCGCAGCAGCAGCAGCAGCUGCUGCUGCGGGCCUACCAGAGGCGUAUUCUGCUGCUGCUGCAGUAGCAGCAGCAGCAGCGCCAAUAUAUACGCCGUCAUGGCCUCUAGAUAAUUCAGAUCCAGCAGCAGCCGCAGCAGCAGCAGCAGCUGCUGCUGCUGCUGCUAACGGGAUUCCUGGGGCCCCACAGGUGGGCCUCCCCACAUAA
This is a messenger RNA of Eimeria acervulina, 4365 nucleotides long. RefSeq lists its product as hypothetical. Bases 1 to 4365 code for a protein of 1454 amino acids. Gene Ontology annotation, cellular component: mediator complex. The record is from RefSeq and is a predicted model, not a curated record. Gene Ontology annotation, biological process: regulation of transcription by RNA polymerase II. Gene Ontology annotation, molecular function: transcription coactivator activity. NCBI's taxonomy places the organism in Eukaryota, Apicomplexa, Conoidasida, Eucoccidiorida, Eimeriidae. The transcript has 2 exons.